Dendrobium catenatum is the source of this 516-nucleotide messenger RNA. RefSeq names its product aspartyl protease family protein At5g10770-like. The record is from RefSeq and is a predicted model, not a curated record. Bases 1 to 516 code for a protein of 171 amino acids. Gene Ontology annotation, biological process: proteolysis. Gene Ontology annotation, molecular function: aspartic-type endopeptidase activity. Lineage: Eukaryota; Viridiplantae; Streptophyta; Magnoliopsida; Asparagales; Orchidaceae. The transcript has a single exon.
AUGCUAACAAACCGAAACUUGCCAUCCUUCUACUUCCUCAAGCUCACUGGCAUUUCUAUUGAGGGUACCAGGCUCGCCCUUUCACCUACUGAAACUGUGUUGGACUCCGGCACAUCAUUUACCUACUUGACACCCACUUCCUACUUUGUCCUUCACGGCAUUUUUGGAAAAAAAAUGAGCAAUUUUCCAACAGCGCUGCCAAUUUUAUAUCUCGACACAUGCUAUGACCUCACUGGCCACUCGGAGGUGGACGUGCCAGAGAUUGUGUUAACCUAUGAUGGUGAAGUGCCGACUAUCUUAGAUGGCUCGGGGAUACGUUAUAUUGUCAGUGUAUCUCAAGCGUGCUUAGCCUUCACUAAAUUAAAUGAUGAUGUUAAGGUUUCAAAUAUUGGUAAUAUGCAUCAAUGUAGGUUCAAUGUUGUCUAUGAUGUGGGGAACUUAAGAAUUGGCUUUGGGAGUAAUGUUGUAGCUAGUGAUGGAUCAAUCGACGUGAUUGGGUUAAAUGCAAUGUAUUGA